Messenger RNA from Glycine soja, 1827 nucleotides. RefSeq names its product beta-1,3-galactosyltransferase 7-like. Lineage: Eukaryota; Viridiplantae; Streptophyta; Magnoliopsida; Fabales; Fabaceae. Gene Ontology annotation, cellular component: Golgi membrane. The record is from RefSeq and is a predicted model, not a curated record. The transcript has 11 exons. The coding region runs from base 209 to 1402 and encodes 397 amino acids. Gene Ontology annotation, molecular function: beta-1,3-galactosyltransferase activity.
GCAUAACCGGCACCGUAACUGGUUUAACAGUCACCCUUUAUUAAGAAGUAAAAUUCCAAAUCUUGUAACCUUUCUAUUUAUUAAGAAGUUAAAAAUAAACGUAUCUGCAUUGCGUUGCUAGUUCCGAGUUCUUGCACUCGUUAGACCAAUUCCUCGUCUUGACAACUUUUCCACGCACACCUUCAUCUUCCAAUCCUCCACCACAAACAUGAAGACUCGUACCUCGACCAAAAUCUCUGCAACGUGGAUUCCAAUUUUCUCUGUCUUUUCCUUCAUUAUUGGUAUGCUCGUCACAAGCAGGAUGUGGGACCCACCGGAAUCAAACGGGUUGCUUACUGCGCAGCAUCAGCGGGACCAACAACAGCUACAAGUGAUCUCAGGGGAUUGUGCAACCAAGAAGAUGCAGCCCAAGGAUGCAGUGAGCGAAUUGCAGAAAACCCAUGAAGCCAUUCAGCAUGCCAGAGCUUUAGAUAAACAAGUUUCGAUGCUUCAGAUGGAACUAGCAGCAGCUAGGAGUUCUCGUGAAAGUGGGAUCUCGGAUUCAAAUGCUUCAACCACCACUUCUGGGGAAGGUGCUCCAAGGAAGAAGGCUUUUAUAGUGAUUGGCAUAAACACAGCUUUCAGUAGCAGGAAGAGGCGUGAUUCCGUUAGAGAGACUUGGAUGCCUCAAGGUGAACAACUUCUUCAAUUGGAACGGGAGAAGGGAAUUGUUAUCAGAUUCAUGAUUGGUCACAGUGCAACUUCCAACAGCAUUCUAGAUCGAGCUAUUGACUCAGAAGAAGCUCAGCACAAAGACUUCCUUCGCCUAGAACAUGUAGAAGGGUAUCAUGAGCUGUCUGCAAAGACAAAGAUUUUCUUUUCCACUGCAGUUUCAAUGUGGGAUGCUGAUUUCUAUGUCAAGGUGGAUGAUGAUGUCCAUGUCAAUUUAGGUGUCCUGGCAACAACCCUUGCUCGUCAUCGAUCAAAACCCAGGGUCUACAUUGGGUGUAUGAAAUCUGGACCUGUCCUUUCUAGAAAGGAUGUCAAAUACCAUGAACCUGAGUUUUGGAAGUUUGGAGAAGAGGGGAACAAAUACUUCCGACAUGCAACUGGGCAGAUAUAUGCAAUCUCAAAGGAUCUGGCCACUUACAUUUCCAUCAACCAGCCGAUUUUGCAUAAAUAUGCUAAUGAAGAUGUCUCACUUGGUGCAUGGUUCAUUGGUCUUGAAGUUGAGCAUAUUGAUGACCGCAAUAUGUGUUGUGGAACUCCUCCAGACUGUGAGUGGAAGGCGCAGGCCGGUAACAUAUGUGUUGCAUCUUUUGAUUGGAGCUGCAGUGGAAUCUGUAAGUCAGUGGAGAAGAUUAAAUAUGUCCACUCAAAGUGUGGUGAAGGAAAUGGAGCAGUUUGGAGUGCUUUAUUUUAGAUUGUUUUUAAAAGGGAGAUGGUUUUUUCUGGUUGGGAGAGGAUAUAAUUGCAGCUGGGACAAAGACAAAGACAGUUUUCAGAUUUGAGAUUGAGCAAAUAGGUAUAACAUGGAAGAUCUCGUAAACUAUUCAAAGCUGUGGAAGCUGAAGUUGGCAAUUGCAUGGAUGUGGAUUUGAGGAUACCUUCCAGUCUGUUCUGUUUUGUUUUUAGUCUGGGAGGUAUGACAACUAUUCUCGGUGUUAUGUAACAAAGUCUGUUCUAUUUUUGUAAUUCUUUUUUUAUACGCCGUUUUUGUUCUUAGUUGGGUCGAGAUCGGUUAUUAUGCCCUUUGUAAUGAAAAACAAUGUAUUCAUAGUUCUGCUAAUAUGUUAAGUGUGAUUACUAUUUUGAUGUAAUUAAAGGACAAACUUUAGAAGCGGUCGA